AUGGCUCGCCAGUCCAGUAUCGAUCUAGACUCGCCCGAUCGGCCGUUCGAUAACAUCAUCAACUUCCGCGAUGUUGGCCGCACAAUUAACCAUUUCUGCGGCACAGAGGUUCUGAAAGAGGGCAUUCUCUACCGCAGUGCGAGGUACAACCAGCCCGACGAUGCCUCCGAGCGCGACAAGCGGCGUCUAGCCGAGGAACUGCACAUUGCUACGGUAAUCGAUCUACGAUCACAAACAGAGCACCAAAUGGCGACGCGCAAACGGCGCGCAGAGAUCGCCAGUGCAGGCUCACCCCCCGGCGAGAUUGACUUGACAUCUGCCCCCGUGCCUGCCGACCCAGACGAGCACAUCUGCAAGAUCCCCGACUCCCAGCGCCGGCUCAUCAGCCUAACAGGCAAAUCCUUCGAACGGGCACUCCUCAGUAAACUCGAUUGGUUCAGUUAUCUCCGCGUCAUCACCCUCGCCUUAACAGGCUACCGCCCAGACGCAAUCCGCAUAAUCGGUGAAACAGUUAUGCAACCCCGCGGCCUCACCGGCCUCGCCCAAGAUACUCUCGAAUCAAGCAUCCCCGAAUUCCGCUCCAUCUUCACAACACUAGCCACCGCCACCUCCUACCCAAUUCUCAUCCACUGCACGCAGGGCAAAGACCGCACGGGGAUAAUCAUCCUUAUGGCGCUGUUACUGGCCGGUGUGCGGAUGGACGCGGUCGCGGAUGACUAUGGCCGGUCGGAACUUGAGCUGGUGCCAGAGUUUGAGGAGCGCAUGCGUGAGAUUAGAGUGCUAGGGCUGGGCGAGGAGUACACGAGGUGUCCGCCGGAUUAUGUACCGGAGAUGAUUGGGUUUUUGGAGAGGAGGUAUGGUGGGGUUCGAGGGUAUUUGGAGAUGAUUGGGAUUGAUGCUGGGAUGCAGGAAUUGAUACGACAGAAACUUUUGGUUCAGGUUUGA
Molecule: messenger RNA, 945 nt
Organism: Penicillium daleae
Lineage: Eukaryota; Fungi; Ascomycota; Eurotiomycetes; Eurotiales; Aspergillaceae
Product: tyrosine-protein phosphatase
Exons: 5
Coding region: 1-945 (314 amino acids)
Biological process (GO): dephosphorylation
Molecular function (GO): phosphoprotein phosphatase activity
Source: RefSeq, a predicted model, not a curated record